AUGGAGGCACUACAGUGCAGGAACAAUAAUAAUAGUAAUACUAAUAAGAUUAUUGUGGUGUUUCUUUCUUAUUGGGUUUUGUUGCUGGGUGUUUAUUGUUACAGAGCAGAUGGUAUAAUUAAGAUGCCAAGGAACGCAACGGUGACAGGAAUGAUAUUAUUUGGUGACUCAAUAGUGGACACAGGAAAUAACAAUGAGGUAGCAACAUUGGCUAAGUGCAAUUUCCUUCCAUAUGGAAGGGACUUUCUUGGCGGGAAACCAACGGGAAGGUUCUCCAAUGGCAAAGUCCCAACUGACUUUAUAGCCGAAGAGUUGGGAAUAAAAAUGCCGAUACCAUCGUAUAUGUCUGUAAGUUUGCCGGCCGCGGAUCUUCUUACCGGAGUCAACUUCGCUUCCGGUGGCUCUGGUUACGAUCCUUUGACUCCAAAACUUCUGUCUGUGAUACCAUUAUCCGAGCAACUGGAGCAAUUCAAAGAGUACAUUGGAAAACUGAAAGCAAAUUUUGGAGAGGAAAGAACCAACUUCAUCUUGUCAAAAAGUGUAGUACUUGUGGUAGCCAGCAGCAACGACAUUUCCAACUCUUAUUUCGCAACAGGAAUCAGGAAAGCGCAAUAUGAUAUUAACUCCUACACUGAUAUGUUGGUCCAAAUUGCCUCUUCUUUCAUUAUGGAAAUAUAUAAGUUGGGAGCAAGAAGAAUCGGAGUAUUUAAUGCACCCCCAAUAGGAUGCUUGCCAUUUCAGCGAACUCUAUUUGGAGGUACAGAGAGAAAGUGCUCGCAGGAAGUCAACGAUGCAUCAAAGUUGUUCAAUGCUAAAUUAUCUUCAGUCAUGAACUCCCUGAGACAUAGUCUCACUCAAGCCAAGCUGGUAGAUAUGGAUGUUUACAAUCCUUUGCUUCAUAUUAUUGAAAAUCCAUCCGAAUAUGGGUUUGAAGUUGUGGACAGGGGAUGCUGUGGCACGGGGACCGUAGAGGCGGCUAUACUAUGUAACCCUUUGGAUCUGCAAAUCUGCAAUGACGAUUCUAAAUAUGUAUUUUGGGACAGUUUUCAUCCCACACAAAGGACCUACCAGAUUCUUGUGAGUCAAGUCCUAAAUAAAUAUGUAAACAACUUUUGAUUUGAGUAAUAUGUAAAAUUAUGAAUGUUAAGCUAAGUAAGACAAUUUUGGAUUAUUGUCUCCCUCGCAGUACGGUACCUUGAUAUAUAGUUAGUUGUAAAUGAAGUGCAAAUAAAUAAUGGAACAAGGCACACAUAAGAAGUUGCAUUUAUUCAUA
Molecule: messenger RNA, 1273 nt
Organism: Arachis duranensis
Lineage: Eukaryota; Viridiplantae; Streptophyta; Magnoliopsida; Fabales; Fabaceae
Product: GDSL esterase/lipase At3g14820-like
Exons: 5
Coding region: 1-1116 (371 amino acids)
Biological process (GO): lipid metabolic process
Cellular component (GO): extracellular region
Molecular function (GO): lipase activity
Source: RefSeq, a predicted model, not a curated record